Messenger RNA from Phytophthora sojae, 1656 nucleotides. RefSeq lists its product as hypothetical. The transcript is spliced from 10 exons. NCBI's taxonomy places the organism in Eukaryota, Oomycota, Peronosporomycetes, Peronosporales, Peronosporaceae. Gene Ontology annotation, molecular function: zinc ion binding. The record is from RefSeq and is a predicted model, not a curated record. Bases 1 to 1656 code for a protein of 551 amino acids.
AUGGCGACGUCCGAGCAGUUCUUGACGAUGAAGUACGAGAAGUGGAACAACUUCCAGGAUGACUCGGACUCUGAAGGUGAAGAUGUGCCCCCCGACAUUGUGGUGAGCACGGAGAUGCUGCUGACGGCCAAGCAGGUGGAGCGCUACCGCAAGUUGGAGAAGAAGCAGUUGGAGGUGUGGCAGGUGGUGGUGCGCCAGCUCCGAGUGUGGUCGGCGUCCAGCGCCGGCGCCGAGGAGGGACAAGACGCCGUGCCCUGCCGCCCGUACUGCAUUCUGGUGAACAACCUGUACCCGCUGGGGCAGGUGGUCUCCAAGAAGAUCUGCGACCCGCCGGAGCACCGCCCUGACAAGGUCGUGUUCCCGGACAAGAACUUUGUGGGGGCAACUGCGGAAGAGCUACUCGGCAUUGGGGAUCGAGUGCUCGUACCUCUCCGAUUCGGACGGCAUCGAUGCUCAUUUUCAGAGCUCUCGCAGCACUUGAUUUGGAAGGACCUUGUGUCCGUGGUGGAAGUGAGCGAGCGUCCUGGACUGGUUUCGGGCGCUGGAGUCACGACUGAGGCACUGUCCGCCUUCUACUCGGCCUGCGAUAAAUACGCCAAACUGAAGCCGUGGAACUGCCUCUCGCCGAACGCCAGGCCAUUCAGCGCGCACACGGGCAGUGAACUGAACGGCGAAGAAGCUUGCACUCAUGGAGAGAACCCGGAGCUGCGUCGUUGUGCCAAGUGCGGCAAACGCGCUGCCCCCGGCAACGAGCUCAAGCGCUGCACACGAUGCAAGUGCACCUUCUACUGCGACGCCUGCACACCUCCUGGAGACGCUGCUAACGGCGCUGGCGAGCACAAGAUCAUGUGGGGUGCGAAGGAGAUGUCGAUCCUCUACGACCCGCAGACGUCCGUGCCCUUCGACGACUUGGACGUUAUCGCGAAACACUCUUUGUCCAUUGCAAAGCUCUCUACCCAACACAAUGGGCGACUGCUGGGUCUGGACGGCGAGCAGCGCAAGGUGGAGCUGAGGUGCAAGACUUUCGGCUUCGACGACGAGCUCGUGAUCCGCAACAGCACCGCGCUCACCAUGCAGGACGUAGAGCGGUUGUGGAAGGUGAUUAAGAAGCAGCAAGAAGGGGGCGAGACGAUUGCAGAGGGCGAAGCCAAGAAACGACCAAGGGGGUGUGACUGCAAGAAGUUCUGGGCCAACGGAUGGAUCUGCUCGCAUGUCGUAGCGGCGAUGGCACGAAAGAAGCAGUUCGUCUUGAGUGUGGUCAUGGCAACUUUGCCGACAACUAUGCUGAGCGGAGGACAGCGCAAGAUUCCAGGCGCAUUGUACGCUGAUGAUCCGAACAACCGUACGCUCACAGUGCCCUCACUGAUCAGGCGUAUGAUGAAGCAGCCUCAUUUUUAUUACCCCCACGGAUGGAAGAUUGCAAAAGAGAUGACCAUGGAGAUCAACGGGGAAGAGGAGGAACUGUUUGCAGUGGGGAAAAUCCGAUCUUACUCGCAAAACGGAGGCAUCUACAAAUGGCUGGUCGUCUUCGAACAUGGCGUCAACGAGUUUUUCGAAUUCGAAGAACUCGCACAGCUCAUCGUGUCUUCUAGGCAAUCUUUCCGGCCUCCAGGCUUUGUUCAGAAGUUUGUCAAGCGUGGCCCAAUUUGCCAGUAG